Molecule: messenger RNA, 3762 nt
Organism: Lingula anatina
Lineage: Eukaryota; Metazoa; Brachiopoda; Lingulata; Lingulida; Lingulidae
Biological process (GO): peptidoglycan catabolic process
Molecular function (GO): N-acetylmuramoyl-L-alanine amidase activity; zinc ion binding
Source: RefSeq, a predicted model, not a curated record
CUCUUUCUCUGGCGAUACUUGAUAGAUGUGACUUGGUCCGAGUAAAUCACCGCUCUCUGCACGGACCAUAUAUACUGCGACGUCUACCCUGACCCGGAAAUAAAGCAAUGUGUUUACUCACGAAAACCACUUGGGGUUGGUUAGGAGGGUGAAGGAGGGGAGUAAAUUGAGCCCCGUUUUGAUACGCUGUCACCGGAGGAUUAUUCAUACCGUGACCGUAGAUAAAAACAGUUAUCUUCAGCGACGCUGGGAUUAGAUUUAUCAGCGAGGAGAAGAGUUGACAAGGGUAAUUUGACUUCGGGAUCGCGGAGAGGGAUCUUUACAGCGUCUUUAACCACAGAGGAGCAAGGGAAACCGUAGACACGCACAAAACGCUUAAUGCACUCUUAACGUCACAUAAGAGAUAUCACUUUGAAGACACAUCUGAAAUCUAGCGACCACUAAUAAAAUUUUCAGCGUCGGAAGAGGACAUAGUAAGUUCACAGUGUCCAGCAAAAUGACAUCGCUUAAAGAGGUGACUUGCGUCGCUGUAGUCCUGCUGAAUUAUGCUGUUUGCUCAGUUUGGUCAAGCUGCCCCCCUAUAGUGAGUAGAGCGGAGUGGGGAGCCAAUCCCCCGGUUCAAGUCACCAACCUCACCCUACCCGUGGAGUACAUCGUGGUGCACCACACUGCCUGGGACAGGUGCUUUACAGAGGAGGACUGCGUGAAACAGGCCAAGAGAGUACAGGACUAUCACCAGGGAGACAAAGGGUGGUGGGACCUCGGGUACAACUUCAUGGUGGGGGAGGACGGCCGUGCCUACGAGGGCAGGGGCUGGACGUCCCAGGGGGCCCACGCCAGGGGAUUCAACUCUAAGUCUAUCGGCAUCACUAUAUUUGGCGACUUUCGCUGGGACAUGCCCAAGAGAAACGCAUUAGAAGUGGUGAAGUCUCUCAUCGCUUGCGCCAAAGAACAGGGCGUUAUUCAGGACAACUACACAGUGAUCGGUCACAUGCAGGCAGCCACGCCCUCCUACACGGAGUGCCCGGGGGGAGAACUGCUCUGUGAGAUAUCCACCUGGGACAACUGGAAACCUUUCCAAUUCAAUGGUACCUUCACAUUCCCGGCAAACUGUUCAGAACCAAGCGAUGUAUGCGAUUCUAUAAUCAGUAGAAGUAAAUGGGGUGCACGACCGCCAAAGUCAGCGGAAGUCAGUAUGACGUCGCUUCCGGCACAAUAUGUCGUCAUUCAUCAAACCGGCCUGGGAAGAUGUUUUGGCGACUGUAGCUCUAACGUGCGGCAGGUUCAGGCGUUGCACCAGGAUCAAUAUGGUUGGAAUGAUAUUGGUUUUAACUUCCUCGUCGGAGAAAAUGGAGGCGCUUAUGAAGGCCGAGGGUGGUAUAAACUAGGACAACGUGAAGAACAUUUUGACUCACGCUCACUGAGUAUAGCAUUCCUUGGUGACUUUGAGAACGUGACUCCUAUGGCGACAGCUACCAAUGCAGUUAAACGUAUCAUACGGUGUGCCAUUAAAAAAGGUAUCCUUCGAAUUGACUACACUCUCAUCGGAUACACACAAGCAGACGACAUAGGACAGACUGCGCCCCCUGGCGGACGUCUUCUUUGCACAAUAUCAAAGUGGGAUCACUGGAGACCUGAGCAGUAUAAUGGCGUCUUCCGGUUCCCUCCACAAUGUCCGCGGGUCAUCAGUCACGACCAAACUGUGAAAGCUGCAGACGCCUCUAAAACGAUGACAGUAAAUGACGACUGCCCGGAUAUAGUAAGCAGAGCUCAGUGGGGGGCCAGACCCCCUACCGAGAUCACGAACCUGACACUUCCGGUCCAGUACGUUGUGGUACACCAUACAUCCUGGGACCGCUGUUUUACUAGGGAGAACUGCAGCGCAGAGAUGAGGAAAAUACAGAUUUUUCACCAAGAUGUUCGUCAAUGGGCAGAUAUCGGCUAUAAUUUCGGUGUUGGGGAGGACGGCAGAGCAUAUGAAGGACGCGGCUGGUAUAGACGAGGGGCGCACGCGCGAAGAAUUAACGGUAAUUCCAUUGGUAUUGUUGUGAUGGGAAAUUUUGAAGACGUAAUACCUUUGUCGAUAGCUACAGAUAUGGUCAAGAAACUUAUUCGUUGUGGGGUUCAAAAGGGAGUCCUGCGACCUGACUACAUCCUGGUAGGUCACCGGCAGACAGACGACAUUGGCCACACCACGUGUCCUGGUGGAAGUUUUCUGUGUGAAAUCACAAAGUGGGAUCAUUGGCAACCAUACCAGUUCAACGGCACUUUCCAUUACCCCUCUCAGUGUCCUAGAGCGGAUGACGUCACAGCAGUGUCAACGGGCUCUGUACAGUACUCUCCCACCUAUGGUAACUGCCAUGCUGUGGUAGACAGGGCAACGUGGGGAGCGGAGUCUGCCACUGACGUCAUCAAACUCCAACUUCCGGUGAAAUACGUCAUAGUGCACCACACGGCGGGGAGGAGGUGUUUCACUGAAAGAGACUGUGUCUCCCAGGUCCGGGGAAUUCAGAGGUACCACCAAGUCACCAGAGGCUGGUGGGAUAUCGGCUAUAAUUUCCUGGUAGGAGAAGACGGCCAUGUUUACGAGGGGCGUGGCUGGUUUAACCAAGGAGCACACGCCAGGGGUUUUAAUAGCCAGUCGAUAGGCAUUUCCAUAAUGGGAGAUUUCCGAAAACAUUCACCCAGUAGAAAAGCCAUUGCAGAGCUGAAGCAACUCAUCAAAUGUGGUGUUGACAGGGGAGUUAUCCAAGAGAAUUUUACGCUCAUUGGACACAAGCAGGCAGCAAAACCAGGUUAUACUGAGUGUCCCGGAAGUAGCUUAUUGUGUGAAAUUGCACUAUGGGAGCACUGGGAGCCGUAUCAGUUCAACGGGACUUUCUCGCGCGUGGAAUGUUUAAACACACAAUCAAGUAUAUCCGGAAGUAGAACUAUUUUCAGUUACACAAUAAUGCCAUUCAUAUCGACAUUGGUUGCUUUAAUAUAUCUGAGGGCAUCUUAGCUAUUCAGCGUGAGGGAAUGGGACAAAUUGCACUACAGUAUGAGAAAUGGAGACUGCAAUGGAAAUAUAAAUUUAUACAAGCUAUGAGGCAAUAUCUUUAGACCACCCACUAUAACACUGUAAAUACACGUUUUUCAUCUCAUUAUUCCUUGUAACUAUGGUGGUAAUGUUCACAUUUCAUUUAUCUAAGUUAAUGUUACGUUGUUUAAUCAAGUUUCCAAUUAUUUUAAUUGUGGAUAAGAUCUUCGGCGAGAUAAUAUGGUUUUAUACCGUUCUGAAAUAUCAUUAUGAAUUCUACCUCGUCAUUGUGUUCGAGAAGGGUUCAGUUACAAUCAUUUACCAAGAGAAGACAGCGAUGAGAUGAAACAUAGGAAUUUUACCAGGCUCCCUCCCAGCUCAGUUUGUGUAACUUACUCGAGUAGGAAAAUGGGGGAACCCAGAAGCAGGCUGCAGUUUGCAUGCCGAAAACUCUCAAACUGCUUAGCAGACCGCACGUGACGUCAAGGAUUUAGUGAACAUCACAACCAGGCACAUCUAACACAAUACAAUUGUAUGGUAGACCUAAACAGUUGAACUAUGUUUUAUUACAAAUUUUAAAGUUGCUUGCACAUAUUCAUGACAUGGUCUGACAUCAUAAACAUGCUACAUAUCAGGACAUGUAGAAACUGUAUUCAAAACAUAAUUUUGUGUAUAUACAUGUUUUUUUUAUCAUCAAAAAAUCUAGUCUAUCGGUUUGUUGGUACACAUCUGUGUUUCAUAUU